This is a messenger RNA of Miscanthus lutarioriparius, 3300 nucleotides long. The record is from the annotation of a GenBank genome assembly. NCBI's taxonomy places the organism in Eukaryota, Viridiplantae, Streptophyta, Magnoliopsida, Poales, Poaceae.
AUGGAGGCCGCCGCGCCCGAUGGGGCCGCGCAGGCGUCCCCGGCCCCCGCGGAGGCCGACUGGCCGCCCGAGCUCCGCCUCCCGCCGCCGCCGCCCCCCGCGGACCCGCCGCCACCUGCGGGGACGGACGAUCCGCACUUCCUGAGCUCGAUCAUCGGGGACGCGGCGGACCCACCACCGCCCCCGCUCCCGACCCCGCCGCCUCCGCAGCAGCUCGGGCAGAAGCGGAAGCGGGGGAGGCCGCCCAAGAGGAAGGACGGCGCGGGCGCGGGGGCUGGGGCGGUGGUACCGGCGCCGCCGCCCGCCCGGGCCGCCAGGAGGAGGGAGGACGAGGAGGAGGUCGUCUGCUUCAUCUGCUUCGACGGGGGCAACCUCGUCGUCUGCGAUCGGAGGGGUUGCCCCAAGGUCUACCAUCCGGCGUGCAUCAAGCGUGACGAGGCAUUCUUCCAGUGCCGGAGCAAGUGGAACUGCGGCUGGCACAUAUGCAGCAGCUGUGAAAAGGCAGUGCACUACAUGUGCUACACUUGUACAUACUCCCUCUGCAAAGUGUGCAUCAAGAAGGGUAAAUUCUUCAGUGUCAGGGGGACAAAGGGCUUCUGCGACACAUGUUAUGGGACUAUACUUUUGAUAGAAUCCAAAGAUGAAAGUGCAACAAAGGUUGAUUUUGAUGACAUACUCAGCUGGGAGUACCUGUUCAAGCUAUAUUGGUUAGAUCUGAAAGGGAAGCUUUCAUUAACAUUGGAAGAACUUACUACUGCCAAGAACAGAUGGAAUGUUCCUAGCACUUCUGCUAGGAAAGAAAAAGAGGAGUCGUCUGAUGACCUGUUUGACGCUAAUGAUGAUGAUGAUGCUGGUUCUGACUGCUGCUCAAGAAAACGAAGGCGAACUAAUUCAAGGAAAAAGGGUCAAAAACGCCGAAAGGUAAAUAAAGAUUGUAGCACUGCUGCAAAAAAGGUCGAGCUUCCAACUAGAAAUACUGAGAGCGUUCCCACGGAAGUGCCAAAUGAACGGGUGCCAUUGCCAGUAGACACAAAAGUACCAAAUGGACGGAUACCCUUGCCAGUAGACACAAAAGUACCAAAUGAACCAGUGCCCUUGCCACCAAACAUGAAAUGGGCAUCACCAGAGCUAUUGGAGUUUAUAGGACACAUGAGAGAUGGCGAUCAAUCUUUCAUUUCUCCGUUUGAUGUUCAGAUUCUUCUGCUUGAUUAUAUCAAGAAGAAUAACCUUCGCGAUCCUCAGAGGAAAAGCCAAAUUAUUUGUGACUCGAGACUUCACCGCUUGUUCAGGAAAGCACGAGUUGCUCACUUUGAGAUGUUAAAGCUUUUGGAAAUGCAUUUUCCUAUGAAUGAGACUUCAACAGUAUCUGAUAGUAGCCAAGUGACUAUCAGUCUCAAUUCAGCUCAUGUAGAUACCAAUGGAUACAAUGACAUGGCUGCAAAAUUUUCUCCUGAUAAGAGAAGGAUCCAUAGAAAGAUGGAAAGAGAUACACAAGUUAAUCUUGAGGAUUAUGCAGCAGUUGACAUGCAUAAUAUAAAUUUGAUUUACAUGAGGCGCAGCCUGAUGGAGGAUUUAAUUGAUGAUGCCAAAUUCUCAGACAAAAUUCAUGGUGGUUUUGUGAGGAUAAAAAUUUCUGAUGUGUGCCAGAAACAAGACAUAUAUCGUCUCGUAAAAGUUAUUGGAACACACAAGGUUCCAGAAAAGUAUAGCAUUGGAAAGAAGAUGACAAAUUUUGCACUUGAGAUAUUGAAUUUAAACAAAAAGGAGAUUAUUACAAUGGAUACAAUAUCUAAUCAUGAUUUUACAGAGGAGGAGUGCAAACGUUUAAGGCAGAGCAUGAAGUGUGGUGUAAUUAGCAGACUAAAAGUGGGGGAUAUCCUAGAGAAAGCAAUGAUAUUGCAAUCUGUAAGAGUGAACGAUUGGUUUGAAAAUGAAAAGCAGAGGCUUGGGCAUCUUCGUGAUCGUGCAAGUGAAACUGGGCGCAGAAAAGAAUAUCCUAUUGACCAUAUUAUGAUAGAAUAUGUAGAAAAGCUGCAGCUUCUCGACAAUUCUGAGGAAAGAACUCGUAGGAUUAAUGAAGUUCUGGAAGUGCAUGUUGACUCACAUAUGGAUCCUAAUUAUGAGUCUGCUGAAGAAACAGAUGAGAAAAGAACUGUUGCAAAGUCGGUAAAUCGGACAAGACCAGAUACAACCAUAUCGCGAAGAAUAUCAAGAUAUCUUAGCACUAAGCAAAACCAUCCUCAAAAAGUUUCUGAUUCUAGCCACCAUCCAAAAAGCUUGUCCACAGAAAGUACAAUUUGUGAAUCAGGGGCAAGAAGUUUGGAGAACAGCACAGCAAACAGAACUAUGUAUGAAGCUGGAUCACUUUCAUCUUCUGGAGUAACAAUGUCAAAUGGCACAGAGCCGGAGAAAGUCUGGCACUACAAGGAUCCUUCUGGGAAUGUUCAGGGUCCAUUUACUCUUUUGCAACUAUCAAAGUGGACAAGUUACUUCCCACGUGAUCUGAGAGUAUGGCUUACAUUUGAGAGUGGAGAGAGAUCAUUGCUGUUGACUGAAGUGCUUUCAAAACAGCAGAAAGAUUUCACUCAGGCUGCAUCACAUACAAGUAGCAAGGCAACUCUGGUUGGCACUGGAGAUACAAGGAACAGCCCUAGUGUGGAUCAGACCAAUGCUUUCUCCCCUGUUGGUCAUAGCAUGGUUAGUUCUUCUGGAAUAACUGUUCAGUAUAGUAAGUAUUCUGUUCCAGAAAGGGAAAGUGUGUACUCUCCAGAAGAUAGCUUGUCGCUAUCAACUAGUUCGGUUCCACUGAAGGAUGCUUAUACUGUGAAUAGCCAAGCACACUGCCAGAAUAAGCAUUCUGUUUUCAUUCAAUCUCCUGGGAGUUCAUAUGGGCACACAGACUUGAACCCUGAUGGAAUACAGGGAUGCUCUGGUGAAUCAAACCACCAUCACAGCAGUGGAACCCUAUGGAGUCCUACCGUGGCACAUAUGAGUUGUAGUGGACGUGGUAAUGUGGAAUCUCAUCAGAAUCAGUACGUUUCCUGGUCACAAAGUCAACAUGAAUCUAAAAAUAGUUCACAAAGAGGACCUGUUAAAGAUCUGAUGAAUUCAAGGCGGGAUCUAUCAAAAAAUCUACCUACUCAACGUAUCGGGAAAGAUGUAUCCAGUCCUUUGUUUGCUUGGAGUCCGGCCGAGUCGAGGACAGCUUCAAGUCAACAUGAAGGCUCUUGCUUAAGUUCAACAACUAAUCCAAGCUUUCUCGAUGAACUUCACUUCUUCUAUUGCUUCUGCAAAGCCUAA